This is a messenger RNA of Candida albicans SC5314, 969 nucleotides long. It is a transcript of the gene YVH1, whose product is annotated as tyrosine protein phosphatase. The transcript has a single exon. The coding region runs from base 1 to 969 and encodes 322 amino acids. The record is from RefSeq and is a predicted model, not a curated record. Gene Ontology annotation, cellular component: nucleus. NCBI's taxonomy places the organism in Eukaryota, Fungi, Ascomycota, Pichiomycetes, Serinales, Debaryomycetaceae. Gene Ontology annotation, molecular function: protein tyrosine/serine/threonine phosphatase activity. Gene Ontology annotation, biological process: protein dephosphorylation.
AUGCUGGUAAAAAGAAUUUUAGGAGGACUAUAUUUGUCAUCAAUUGAUCCUAUUUUCAAGGAGAUAGAUUUGAAAUCCGAAUAUGGCAUUACUCAUAUAUUAUCUGUUGUUCCUGGAACCAUGAAGGAAUCCUAUUUUUCUGAUUAUGAAUGGAAACAGAUUGAAAUAACGGAUGAAGAAACUACAAAUGUGAUUCAGUAUUUUCCAGAGAGCUAUGCUUUUAUUGAAUCUGCCCUUUUCCAAAAUUCCAACGAUAAAAAGCAUCAAAGUUGUGUACUAGUGCACUGUUCCCAAGGUGUCUCUAGAUCAGCAACAUUUAUAAUAGCCUAUUUGAUGCAAAAAUAUCAUUUGAGCAUAGACCAGGCUUUGCACGCUGUAAAAAGAAAGUGUCCUGGUGCUGAACCAAAUCCUGGGUUCAUGAAUCAGUUGAAACUAUACAACGAAAUGGGGUUUAAGAUAGAUGAAAGUAACCAGAAGUACAAUGAAAUAUUGAAGAGCAACUCUUUGAAAACUGAUCCAACAGGACGAAGCUUAAGAGACAUGAUAAUGGAAAAAAGUGGCUCACCUAAGGAAGUAAAAGAAGAGCUGCUAUACGAACUUCGUUGUAAAAGAUGUCGUCAAAUACUAGCUAGUAGUGUGCAUAUCGAAAAUCAUGAUAUCCCUGAGUCAGACUCCCGUCAAUCAAGUUUUAUCAAGACAGCUCCUAAUUCGAGAAGAAUAAUAUCUGUUGAACGGGCUAGUCUGGUUUGCUCUCAUUAUUUUUUCAAAGAGCCAGUGAAAUGGAUGAAACAAGAAUUAGAUAAAGCUGAAAUGGAAGGGAAGUUCCAGUGCCCUAAAUGCUCCUCUAAGGUUGGGGGCUACAGUUGGAGAGGCUCUAGAUGUUCGUGUGGAAAGUGGAUGGUUCCAGCUAUUCAUUUACAGGAAGCAAAAGUAGAUUAUAUAAAGAGAGAAAGCACUCUUCGUAAUUAG